AUGUCGUCCAUCCGCUUCCUCUGCCAGCACUGCCACCAGCCCCUGAAGCUGAGUCAGUCCCCUGCAGUGUGGAAGCUCACCUCAGCGCACUGGGAGUGGGGAGAAGCCCAGGAGGGAAGCGCUGUCUCCUGGAGAGACUCAGGUAUUGGAAACAUACAAUAUGGCGCCUCUGGCAGGACCCUCUCUGGUGGUGGCAGGGCCUCCAGGGACAGUCCCCACAGCUACAUCCUGCUUGGGAAGUUUGGCUCCACAACAACUCUUCAUAGCAUCCAGAAGUUCACAGGGGACAUUUUUGAUAUCCUCUCUAGUGAAAAAGAUGUGGACCAUCCCCUCUGUCAGAACUGUACUGACAGGCUGUUAGAGCAACUUGACACUGAAAUUACUAUCACGGAAUCUGAGAGUCAGAGCUACAGAUGCUUACUGGAGAGCAAGCAGGAAGCAGGCCCGGAUGAGACGGAAGCCCUGCAGGACGCCCUGAAGGAGCUAGAGCUGGAGGAGGCGAGACUGGUCCAGGAGCUGGAGGAGGUGGAGAGGAGCCGAGACACAGCAGCAGCAGAGCUUGAGGCAGCCCAAGCUGAGACAGAGAUGCUGGAGCAGCAGGAAAUACUGGACCAGAGGGAGCACAGCUUUUUGCAAUGGCAACAUCUGGAACUGCUGGACGAGCUGAGGAGUGUGGAGAACCAGCUAUGUCAUGCCCAAAACCAGCAGGCCCGACUGGAGAAAACCAACAUCUUCAGGGCCACCUUUGAGAUCUGCGAGGACGGCCCCUUGGGCAUCAUCAAUAACUUCCGGUUGGGCUCCCUCCCCAGGGCCCAUGUGUGCUGGAGUGAGAUUAACGCGGCCUGGGGACAGACAGCCUUGCUGCUCCUUGCCCUGAGCAACGCAAUUGGGCUGAAGUUCCAGAGGUAUCAGCUGGUCCCCCGCGGGAGCCAUUCCUAUCUGAAGCCUUUAUCAGCAGAGGACGCUGUUGAACUGCCACUGUUUCGGGGUGGGGGGACGAGUAGGUCUGUGGAUGACCAAUUUGAUCGGGCCAUGAUGGCUUUCUUGGAUUGCAUGCACCAGUUCAAGGAAGAGGCAGGGAAAGGCAAGGUGGGUCUCUGCUUCCCCUACAGGAUUCACGUGGAGAAAGGCCUGAUGGAGGAGCCUGGAGGCAGCAGAAAGUUCUAUUCUAUUCGAACCUACCGCAACACGGAGGAACAGUGGACCAAAGCACUCAAGCUCAUGCUUAUCAAUUUUAAGUGGAGUCUUGACUGGGUUUCCUUAAGGUAUCAUCAAAAAUAA
Molecule: messenger RNA, 1281 nt
Organism: Condylura cristata (star-nosed mole)
Lineage: Eukaryota; Metazoa; Chordata; Mammalia; Eulipotyphla; Talpidae
Gene: BECN2
Product: beclin 2
Exons: 1
Coding region: 1-1281 (426 amino acids)
Biological process (GO): cellular response to nitrogen starvation; late endosome to vacuole transport; autophagosome assembly
Cellular component (GO): phagophore assembly site; phosphatidylinositol 3-kinase complex, class III, type II; phosphatidylinositol 3-kinase complex, class III, type I
Source: RefSeq, a predicted model, not a curated record